Molecule: messenger RNA, 2516 nt
Organism: Fragaria vesca subsp. vesca
Lineage: Eukaryota; Viridiplantae; Streptophyta; Magnoliopsida; Rosales; Rosaceae
Product: probable phosphatidylinositol 4-kinase type 2-beta At1g26270-like
Exons: 2
Coding region: 440-2311 (623 amino acids)
Source: RefSeq, a predicted model, not a curated record
GAGAGAGAGAGAGAGAGAUUGGGGAAGAAGAAGAAAGCAGAAGAAGAUUGAAGGUCACAUGCCGAAAACUAGAAGAGCCUGAUCGGCGGCUAGCUUCAUCGUAGCCGUUGAUUCUUCUCCGUCGACGCCUCCGAUCCGACUCUGUUCUCGGUCUCUCGUCUCUCUCGCGAUGAUCUUGGCCUCCAAGAUUUAACUACCGGGGUUAAAUCUAGUAGCGUCAAACCGAAGAUUUCCUGAUGUAGUGACGUGACUACGGCCUGUAUUUACGAUAGGGAUGGUUUGUGAGGAAUUAGGGUAGUGGUAGUGUAGUUUAUGGUUGAUUGACUUGCAGCCUAUUGUCCCUCUCAUUCAAUUGGUGCCAGCAGUUGGCACCUGUUGAGAGAGUGGAAGGAUUUGCACCCUGUUGUCACCUUGAUAUCCUGCUUGGACAGCAUUAGUUAUGCCUACUAAGUUGGAGAGUCCUGUUAAGACGCAGAUGGCUGUGGGUCUUGUCAGUGGUCUGCUCAAUGGUGAGUGCCGUAAGAGCACAAGAGGAAUUUUUGCUCGGAGGAGGCGUGUCUUUGUGCAGACUGAGGCUGGCUGUGUUUUGGGAAUGGAGUUGGAAAGGGGUGACAAUGCCAACACUGUUAAAAGGAAGUUGCAGCUUGCCCUCAAUGUACCUACUGACCAUAGCUCUUUGACAUUUGGGGAUCGAAUACUAAAUAAUGAUCUAAGUGCCAUCCGCAGUCAUUCCCCGCUACUACUUGCAAGGAAUGUCAUGCAUAGGAGCUCCUCAACUCCUUGUCUCUCACCUACUGGGAUAAAUCUUCAACAGUGGGAUCGGAGUGGACCUCUUGAGAUUCUAGGGUGUUCAAAGUACUUUGCUAGUAUUGAUGAAUUGAUUAAGGACAUAGUGGUGGCUAUCAAGAAGGGCAUUGAACCAAUACCUGUUCAUAGUGGGCUUGGUGGUGCUUACUACUUCAGGAACAUCAGGGGUGAGAGUGUUGCCAUUGUGAAACCAACAGAUGAGGAGCCUUAUGCACCGAACAAUCCUAAAGGGUUUGUUGGUACAUCUCUCGGGCAGCCAGGACUAAAGCAUUCAGUGAGAGUUGGGGAAACAGGGUUUCGAGAAGUUGCUGCCUACCUUUUGGAUCUCAAUCACUAUGCUAAUGUGCCUCCGACUGUUCUUGUUAAGGUUACACAUUCAAUCUUCAAUGUUAAUUAUGGUGUCAAUGGUGACAAGAUUCAGCAGAAGAAGAAGGUUAGCAAAAUUGCAUCUCUGCAGCAGUUCAUCCCUCAUGACUUUGAUGCUGGUGACUAUGGAAACUCAAGAUUUCCUGUAGCUGGUGUUCACAGAAUAGGAAUUUUAGAUAUUAGGAUCUUUAACACUGACAGGCAUGCAGGGAACAUUCUGGUUAAAAUGCCUGAUGGGGAAUUUGGUCAGGUGGAGCUCAUUCCCAUUGAUCAUGGCCUUUGCUUGCCUGAGCACUUGGAAGAUCCCUAUUUCGAAUGGAUUCAUUGGCCUCAAGCUUCGGUUCCUUUCUCAGAGGACGAGCUUGAGUAUAUAAAGAAUCUUGAUCCAAUUCGUGAUUCUGAGAUGCUCAAGAUGGAACUACCCAUGAUUCGUGAGGCAUGUCUUCGAGUUCUGAUCCUCUCCACAAUAUUCCUCCAGGAAGCAGCUGCUUUUGGACUUUGCCUUGCUGAGAUAGGUGAAAUGAUGAGCAGGGAGUUUGGAAGCAAAGAGGAGAAGCCAAGUGAACUUGAGGUUGUAUGCCUUGAGACUAGGAGGAUAAUAGAAGAUUUGAACAUGUCAAACUUUGUAGCUGAAGAAGACACCGAUGCGUUUCUGUCUGAUAUAGAGUGCGAUAAAGCAGGGCUUGAUCAUCCUCCUCACAUCCCAAGUUUCCUCUUCAAGCAGUUUUCAUAUCCCUUUGGAACUGAAGGUGCUAAUAGUCACUACUUGCUUCCUAAGCUAGAUGAGAGUCUGGUAGAGGGUAAUGUUGACUUGGGUACAAGGGCAGUCACAGCUGAGAGAAUCAUUAACCAGCCAGAUUGGUAUAAACCUGUUUCCAAGUUGUCCGUGUCUCUGAAAAAGUUAAAUGUGGAUGAGACAGGCCAGCUACAGCGGAUGGGUACCCUACCUGAAAUCAGAAGAAGUGCAAAUGACCAGUUACCCACCUCAACAAGCUUUGUGAAACUUGCUGACAUGUGCGAGGAGGAAUGGGUUCUGUUCCUUGAAAAGUUCAGGGAACUUCUUUACCCCGCCUUCAGCAAACGGAGGUCUACAACCAUCGGGCAGAGAAGGAGGCUCGGAACAUCAUGCACGUUUUGAAUACAGGUAUGAGUUACAGUCUGCAAAGUUCUGCAGCAUUGAGGUACAAUGUCAUGACGGAAAGAACCAUUUUAUGAUAUGGAACAUAUAGAUAGUUUUGAAGUCAGAUCUUAUGUCUAGUUACCCUUUUAUCUUCACCUUGUCAAGUUGUGACCUAUUCUAGUUGUUUUGAUCACAGUAAGAACUUGUAGAAAAAUCAGAAAAG